AUGAAUGAAUUUCUCGAUAAAUAUGGAACCGAUACAACCACAAACUUUCAACUUAUGAGAUGGGCGAAUGAGUUAAAUAUAUCACCGUUUUAUUAUUGUAUGAGAGAUGAAAUAAAUGAUCUGAAAUAUAAGAAAGGAAUUAAAUACUCUGAAACUAAACUUAACAGUGAAUUACAAAAAGAACUAAGAAAUAUUAAACAACAAAUACAAAACAUAGAUGAUAGCGAAAUCAAAACCUAUAUUCAACAACAAAUACAAAAUAUAGAUGAUAGCGAAAUCAAAACCUAUAUUCAACAACAAAUACAAAAUAUUGAUGAUAGCGUUAUUCAACAACAGAUAACCACUAUUAAUAACCUAGUUUUGAAACAUGACAAAAAUAUAGUCGCAUUAGAAAAAAAGUAUCUCAAGAAAGAAUCAUAUUAUUUUAAACUUACAUUUGGAGUAAUGGGAAUUCAUGAUGAUCCUUCUAUUACUGAUAAUACUGAUGAAUCAAAAGACUAUGAAUAUAAAAAAUAUGGAUUUACAGCAAAUAUUAGAGUAUAUUCUUUUCCAAAUUAUACUAUUUACCCCAAUAAUAUUUUUGAUUCAGAUGAUGAGAAUGAUUAUCAUCCAAUAUUUUUUAUUUUCCGAGGAAAACUUAUAAUUGAAAUUAAUUUUCCUUUUCAGGUAAAAGUUGAUUCAAUAUUCUUCAGACAAAACUCUCGUUUUUCUAAUAAAUUUAACGCUCGUAAAGUUCUCCAGUUUAUCAAUGGUACAAAAAAUGUAGAAACUAAAGAAUUUGAAAUUAACGACGAAAACAGCAAGCCUCGUCACUUAUAUGAAAUUAAAACGAGUGGAAAAUAUAUAGAUAGGUUUAGAAUGUUAAUCAUACCCGAUAAUGAAGAAGUUAAACUUUCAUUGAGUGAUUUUGAUAUGUUAUUGGAGACGGAAAGUCCACCAGCAAGUAUUAUUAGAAAUCCAAAACCUCAAAAAGAAAUAAUCAAUUAUCAGUUUUUACGAGCAACAGACUUUGAAUACGUAAAACUAUAUUUUGUUGAUAAUGAUAUAUUUACCUCAAUCGAUAUUCAUAAAAGUCAACAACAACAAAAUUUUUUGAUACCAACAAAAAGAGACGAUGUAUCUGUUACUAUGUUUUUAACUAUUAGUAAACCAAAAUUUUCAGUUCAUCUGAAUAAGAUUAAUGAUUUGAAAGAACAAAUAUUCUUAGUAAGUAUGCAAUUUUUUAGUAAAGUAGCUUUAUCAGAAAUAAUAUGA
Lottia gigantea (owl limpet) is the source of this 1254-nucleotide messenger RNA. RefSeq lists its product as hypothetical. NCBI's taxonomy places the organism in Eukaryota, Metazoa, Mollusca, Gastropoda, Lottiidae. The record is from RefSeq and is a predicted model, not a curated record. The transcript is spliced from 2 exons. Bases 1 to 1254 code for a protein of 417 amino acids.